AUGGCAGCUACAGUCAUACCGGAGAUGGAAUAUUGCUUUCAGGAAAGUCAAGAACACCGCUGUAUGUGCACGCCGUUGCCACCACCUCACUCAACAUGCCAGGCGCAUUCACACGAAGAAAGCAAUGGUCAAUGGUUGCCUUGCGAUCCCAUCUACUACUCGCGGGACUGCCAGCACCAGGUCGAGAUGUUGCCUUUUGAGACAAUCGCGGCUCAACAGGCUCCUUUUCCGGGCUUUUUCGUCGUGGAGGCAGUGGCCCCCGCAGAAGACGACAUGGGGGUAACGAACCAGCCAUCAAUCACUCUUUCGUUCGAUGAUAAAAAUGAUCAGAUCGGAAGUUGGACGAAUCGGGAGCGGAAGGGCAAAGCGGUAACGACGAUUCAUUUCUCCGAAAGCGGUAGCAGUAGCAGCCAGUCGGUAGCUGCUAAGGCCAGGGGCAGGCGCCUUGUCCGGCGGCUGGGCUCUACGGCGCCCAGCAUCAGCAGCCUGGCUCCGAACUGGAUGCCAGAGGAACUCAAGCGCUACUUUCGCAAAUACAGCCGCAAGGGCCACAGUGGCAGCCCGCGCCAUUCACCUGCCAGACCAGGGAGGUCGUCAGCGAGCCGCAAGCGCAAGAAAGCCACGUCGCCAGAGCGCCCACACUCGAGCGUCGCGACUCACCACGCGUUUCUGGCUUUCCUGGUCGUCGCGGUGACAAUGCUUCUGGUGGGCGUCAGCGCAGACCUGUACGCAACCUUGUCGCGAGGGGAUGGUCGACAUCCUUUCCGUAGGACUCCCGCUCCGCUAGAGCCUUUUCAGAAAAACGUGUAUGCUGAGGCGACGUUGUCGGCAGCACGGCACAGAAACGACGAGGCCCCUAGUUUCGUCAAGGACCGCCAGGCACUCGCGAAAUACACGGCUCGACCUGCUCAGCGUGCUAUGAAAAGCACGCUACGUUCCCCGUUUCAUAUCACCGAGAGUAGCGCUGAAGAAACAACUCAAGAGAUAGGUGUCAGUUCCGCCAGCGACAAUGAAGAGGGUGAAGUUACAGGAUCUGAAGGUAACGAGGACAUGAAGGCUGCUGCUUCGAACGAAACACGCACACGGUCACCUUGCGACGCCUUCGCCUUCACCUUCUGCGAAAGUCCGCGCAACGAAUUCUUUUACAGGCGCUCCUUAAAUGCUUGCGUGGCGGUGGCCACUGGCACGGUCGGCCUUUGCAUCAGCGGCCGUAACCGGUUCACUUCCAAGAGGAGCUGCCAACAGACAUGCGUCGAUGCAGAGAGCAGCCCCGAGCACUGCCUCGUCGAUGCGGUAUUCAGGAAAUGCGAAAAGCAGGACGUUACAGGCGAGUGGUGGCACUUCGACGGCCAUUCGUGCCUCGAGUGGAACUUCACAGCUGGCCUGUGUCCUUCGUACCACAGCGACGUGUUCUCAUCACGGCGUGACUGCUGGGUCAAUUGCUUGGCCAAGCCCCGCAAGCGGCUCUGUCGGGCGGCCACCCCCGACGUUUGUUACAGCGCACACCUCAGGUUUCCAUAUUUUGCAGCUGGUGGCUCAGUGGCGCAGUGCCUCAAGGUGUCAUCGCUGAGCUAUCCCGGACGCCGCUGCCUGAUCGAAUUUACUCGAGAGUGGAGUUGCCCGACAACCGACGUCGCCGCCAUAAUGGGCGUCUUGUGUACACACCUUGGGCUGCUCGUGUGGAAGUGCUACGUGAUCGUGCUGAAACGUCACUGGGUCGCCUUCGCGAUGGAGCUAUUGGCGCCCGCCGCGGUGUCCCUGACGCUUGUCUUCGCCCGCCAGAAUAUGGAGUACGCGCACGUGCGAAACGUGACGCACUUCGAGCCGUUCUCCUUGCAAAGGCUACCGCCACGAUUCCACGUGCCACCACCCAGUGCGUCUCGCUGGUUGCUGCUCUACGCGCCGGAAACCAAUGCCACCAGAGCUGUUCUCGAGGCACUGGCCGAAAACUCAAACCCUCCCCUCGCUGCGCAAGGAUUCGAGACUGAAGAGGCUAUGGUUGACCACUACACGGCUGCCAUGGCACACCGGGACUCGAUCCUUGGAGGCGUCGUGUUUAUCCGACUUAAGGCAGCUCCCCGUAUGAAGCUGUCGCAGGCGGAGCCGUACCAGUCAUGGAGCACCGAUAGCAACUUUCCUAUGCUGCCCUUGUUCUCUCCACGUCAUCCUGAGACGAAGUUUGAUGGUAGUCCAGGCUACGUGACCGAGGGUUUCCUGUACCUGCAGAGACAGGUGUUCAGACACACACUGGAGUACCUGCAGACUCAGGAGCAGCAUCACCCUGACCGGAACUUGCCCGUCACGCACCUGCGUCUGCAGCGGUUUCCGCUUCCGCCGCACUCGGUGGACGGCUUCUAUUUUAUCGUUCAGUACUUCCUGCCCAUCAUUGUCCUGCUCAGCUACAUCUACCCUGCGCUGGCCGCCGUCCGCCAGGUCGGCUACGAGAAGGAGUCGGGCAUGAAGGACCUGCUAGAGAUGAUGGGUGUGAACCCGUGGCUCAACUAUGCGGCCUGGUUCAUCACCACAGUGGCCGUGAUGACGGCUAGCUCCGGGCUUCUGGUGAUAGUAGUGUCUGCGCCUAUCUCGAGCAACGGACCUGUGCUGCGCAACAGCGACCCGGCCGUCUUCUUCCUGCUGCUUGUAGCGUAUUCAGCCAGCACAACCUCGUUCUCAUUCUUCGUUGGAUCAUUUUUCAACAAUGCGAACACGUCGGCGGCGGCGUUGGCCGUGGCUUACAUCUCGACCUUCUCGCCGUUCCUGUUCUUCUUCUCGCUGAACAACGACCACACGUUGCCCACCCUGGUGGCCGCCUGCCUCCUGUGCAACACUGCGCUGCCCGUCGGCAUCACCGUCACCACGCUGCUCGAGGCCAGCGGUGACGGCAUACAGUGGCGCAACAUGGACGUGAAUCCUAACCCCGGUCAAAGCCUGUCGCUGAUGUCGGUGAUCCUGUUGCUUAUCUUCGAUACCUUUAUGUACAUCGUGGUGCUGUGGUACGUCGAAGUGCUGGCUGCUAGUCAGCCGAGGAUCAGCUGGCGUCGGUCCCUGGUUAAGCCGGAAGACCUCGCCACUUCUGCCGCGGACGCUGAGAAAAAGGACGCUGCGCAAAAGAAAAACUCGGAAAUAUUCUUCGAAGAGUUUGUCUCUAAGGAGCCUGCCGGAGUUCGCCUCGUCAACCUUACCAAGGUGUACGGCAAGACUACGGUGGUGAGCAAUAUGAACUUGGAAGCGUCCAAAGGGUACAUAACCGUUCUACUCGGCCACAACGGCGCUGGCAAGACGACCACCAUGCGAAUGAUCACCGGUGAGUGCCUAGCUCCUUCGAGCGGCUCGGUGUUCAUCGAAUCCCAGGACGUGAACGUCAACAGCCGAGCGGCGCAUGAAAGCCUGGGCGUGUGUCCGCAGAAUGACAUCCAUUUCCGGGACAUGACCGUCUUCGAGCACCUCUACUUCUUCUCAAGGCUCAAGAAAGUUCCCUACAACGAUGCGCACGAGCAGACGUUCAACCUGCUCAUUCUCAUGAAUAUGGUGUCGAAGGCGUACACUUUCGCCAAACACUUGUCCGGCGGCAUGAAGCGAAAGCUGUCCAUAGCCAUCGCUCUUAUAGGACACUCGAAGGUUGUCAUCUUGGACGAGCCAACGGCUGGCAUGGACCCGGCGGCCCGGCGCGACAUGUGGGACUUGCUCCUGGCAGAGAAGGUGCAGCGCACCAUACUGCUGACCACGCAUUCGAUGGAAGAGGCCGACGCCAUUGGCGACCGUAUCGCCAUCAUGUCCAACGGCGUUGUCCAGUGCUGCGGAUCGCCCUUCUUUCUGAAGAAAAACCUCGGUUCGUUGUGUGCGGGCUAUCACAUGGCGAUCGUGAAAAAGCCGACUUGCGACACGCGCGCCGUGAUGGAAGUCGUGAUUUCGUUCGCGCCAUCGGCCGAGCUCGAGAGCAACGUGGGCACAGAGAUGGCGCUGCGCAUCGGGCGCUGCGAUCAGCCAGCCUUCAAGCACCUCUUCAGUCAUCUCGAAGAGAACAAGGAGAAGCUAGGCAUCGCCAGCUUUGGUGUCUCCGUCACCACUCUCGAAGAGGUUUUUCUGAGGGUUGGUGACUACGCGGCCAGAGCAAUGUCCAGAUUGCGCGUGCCCGAGCCCGACCAACUGCGCGACACUGAAGCCGACACGCUUCUGGGUGCGUUGAGCUUUUCGGAUUCAUUGCGGCACGGCAGCCCGGAGGAUGGCAGCGGGCCUCCACGGCGCAACGGCGGCUCGCGGCUCCUGCUGCAGCAGACGUGGGGCAUGCUGGUGCUGCACUCUCUGCACAGCCGGCGCAACUGGGCCUUCACGCUGUCGCAGCUGCUCGUGCCGAUAUUCGUGGUCUCCUUCACGCUCACCUGGAUCGACAGCCUGCCCAAGGUGCACAAGCCGGGACCCCGCGUGCUCGACGUCAACCUGGUGUUCUCCAGCGACGCACCGUACGCUUUCCACGGAGGGGCUUCCGCCUCACUCGCCAAACAAUUCAAAAAGCAGUUCUCCAGCAAGGUUACUCCAGUACUGGUGGAGGCGGGAAGCGUGGAAAGCUACCUGGUGAACGCAUCUGCGCUGGAAGGCAAUAGCUUCCUGACAAGCACGCUGAUUGCGGCCAGCUUUGAGGACGAGGCUUCCGGUGGCAACGUUCGCUCAGCGCGGCUGCUGUUCAACAACCAGGUGUACCACACGCCGGCGCUCGCCCUCGCCGCCUACCAGAGGGCGUUGCUGCACGAGACGUUCGACAACGCGUCACUCAAGCUCACCGUGGUCAACCAUCCGUUUCCCAGGGUGGUCGAAGAGAAGGCCAACAAGCUGAUAACGAUGCUGCGCGAGAGCUUCCAGAUCGGCCAGCAGGCUAUUUUCGGCACCUCGUUUCUUAUCGCCAGUUUCUCGGUGUUCCUGGUGGUGGACCACGUGAGCAACUCCCGCCAUCUGCAGCGCAUCUCGGGCCUCAACAUGAUCGCCUACUGGGUAGCCUACGCCAUUUGGUCGCUGCUGCUUUACAUCUCCUCUUGCCUGCUCGUCAUGACCACCUUCAGACUCUUCAACACCCAGGGAUUCACUGACCCACGCGAACAGGCGGUGAUGUUCCUGCUGUUCUCAUACUUCGGCCUCUCGUGGCUGCCCACGAUUGCGGCGAUGUCGUUCUUCUUUCGAACGCACACGGCCGCCUACGUUCGGAUCGGGACGGUCUUCUUCGCCGCAGGCGUGAGCGGUCUGGUGAUGGUGGCGGUGCUCGAGUGGAGGAGGGAGCCCGAUCUAGAGGACCUUAUCGACAGCACCGACUUCGUGUUCACGUACGUGCUGCCGAUGUACGCCCUGGGGCGAGCCUUUAGCCGCCUGUACCGCAACGCGCACUACAACAUCGUAUGCAACGACUACUACACGCAGAAUGUCCUCUGCGAGAUCGCGCCCAACCGGGCACGCUACUGCUGCAAGGACUACUGCCGCGCGAGCGAGUGCAUCGACUGGCAGCCGGACCUGCUGUCGUGGGGCUCGCCGUGCAUCACGCGUGCACUGACGUCGUUCAUCCUGCACGCGAUGCUGGGACUCGUUGUGCUGUGCGCCUGCGAGACGAACGCAGGCUUCUUCACCGAACGGCUCACCGUCAGCGGCUCGGCUAGUAGCAAGUCGAUCUCAUCCAACGAGGAGGUGCAGGACGACGACGACGUGGCGGAGGAGAAGCAGCGCAUCCUCACCUCGACCGUGCCGGAGCUUGCGAAGCGCGACGUGCUGGUGCUGCGGCGGAUGUCGCGCUUCUACGGCUCCUUCUGCGCCGUGCGCGAGCUCUCUUUCGGCGUGCGCAAGGGCGAGUGCUUCGGCUUGCUAGGCAUCAACGGGGCCGGCAAGACGACCACCUUCAACAUGCUCACGGCCACCAUCAAGCCCAGCGAGGGUGACGCAUUCGUCGACGGCUAUUCGGUCACCAACAAAACGAAGCAGGUUCUCCGAAGGAUCGGCUACUGCCCGCAGACAGACGCCCUGCCGGACUUCCUGACAGGCCGCGAGGUGCUGACGUUGUACGCGCGCAUCCGGGGCAUACCAGAGAGCCGGCUCGGGGACGUGUGCCGCGCGCUCGCGCAGCUCUUCUACUUCACGCCACACCUGGACAGCACACUGGACACCUACAGUGGCGGCAACAAGCGCAAGGUGAGCACAGCCGUGGCGUUUAUCGGCAGCCCGCAGCUGGUGAUUCUGGACGAGCCGUCCACCGGCAUGGACCCGGUGGCCAAGCGAUGCGUCUGGCACACUCUGCAGGAGCUCAUCGUCCGCGGCUGCAGCAUCAUUCUCACCUCUCACAGCAUGGAGGAGUGCGAGGCCAUGUGCAGCCGUCUGGCGAUCAUGGUGAACGGCUGCCUGUGCUGCCUCGGAUCGCCGCAGCACCUCAAAAACAAGUUCGGCAGCGGCUACUCCAUCAUGAUCAAGGUGGCCGGUGCCAAGCCGUCGGUCACUUCGCUCACGUCGUUCAGCUCGUACAGCAGCAAGGAGGACUCGCUGGGCACCGAGAUGGAGGGCGUCAAGAGCUACAUGCAGGCGCGGCUGCCGGGCAUCGAGCUGAUUGGUGCACACAACGGACUGCUCGAGUUCCACCUGUCGGCGCCCGACCUGAGCUGGGCCGAAGUGUUCGACGUCAUGGACCAGGCCAAGAGCGUCUUCAAUGUCGCCGAUUACUCGGUGGCGCAGCUCACGCUCGAGCAGGUCUUCCUACACUUCGCCAUGCUUCAGCGAGAGCACCACAAGUGA
This is a messenger RNA of Rhipicephalus microplus (southern cattle tick), 6759 nucleotides long. RefSeq names its product ATP binding cassette subfamily A member 3 (gene Abca3). Gene Ontology annotation, cellular component: membrane; intracellular membrane-bounded organelle. Gene Ontology annotation, biological process: lipid transport; transmembrane transport. The record is from RefSeq and is a predicted model, not a curated record. Lineage: Eukaryota; Metazoa; Arthropoda; Arachnida; Ixodida; Ixodidae. Gene Ontology annotation, molecular function: ABC-type transporter activity; ATP hydrolysis activity; ATP binding.